Strongylus vulgaris is the source of this 780-nucleotide messenger RNA. Lineage: Eukaryota; Metazoa; Nematoda; Chromadorea; Rhabditida; Strongylidae. The record is from the annotation of a GenBank genome assembly.
CCGCGAGCGCUAGUCUACGCUGAAUUUUGCCCUUCCUAUCGUGCCAUUGUUAAUGAGAGUUCUGUUAAUGGUCCAUUUAGACAAGACGUUCCUGAUUUACUCGAGAAAGAUGGAGAUUUCCUAUUACGAAAAGAACAAGUCAAGAAAGGGUUACUGAUAGCGGUACUAUCGGUACGCUGUAACGGAGCUGUCAAGCAUUUCAUAAUUAACCAAUCCGACAAAGGAGAAUUUUAUAUUGAGAAGUUGAAAGCUAAAACAGUUGAAGAACUUGUACAAAGUCAUCUAAAAAGUGGUGAGCCGCUAUCAAAAGCGUCGCAGGCAGUCUUGAAAAGAGCAGUACCCCGUCAAGAUUGGAUGUUAAAUCAUGAAGAUAUUGUGUUUAAGGAGAGCGUAGGUCAGAAUAAUGCGGUAGAAGAAUAUGUCGGAGAGUUUGUGUGCAAUAAUAGGCCACGGCCGGUAUUUUUAAAAACUGUAGGAAUCUCGUGUAGUCGUGAGGUGCGCAGUCGAGUUAUGAAAGAAGCACGACUUCUUCGUUCGUUGCAACAUCCAAAUGUUGGCGAAAUCUAUGGCGUUGCGCUGCAUUAUAGCCCAAUUAUCCUCGUUUUAGAGUAUUUUUCGAAAUCAUUGCAUACCCACCUGAAACAGAAUGCUGGACGUCUUCGAGAAGAGGAAAGACGACGAUUUAUCACCGAAACUGCUGCUGGACUAUCUUAUUUAGCAGAAAACGCCUGUAUUCAUCGAGAUAUCUCAGCUAGAAAUUGCAAACUCAAUGAUGCUUUG